AUGAGCUUGUAUAUAUUAAGUAUAGUAUUUGUAGCAAUAUAUACUGCAAACUUCACUUCUUAUUUACGAGAAAUAUCUGAUGGCAUUAAAAAUUAUUAUCCAUUAAAUUCUCGAGAUGAACAAUAUCAAAGUUCAAUAAAUGGAUUAAUUGAUGCAGAUUUUGAUCAAAGUACAUCUGGUACACCUACGACUAUUGGUAUUGAUUCAUUACUUGGUUUAUUUCUUACUUUUGAAAUAAUUAAUAUAUUAGCGAUACUGUUAUUUUUAUAUAAUCAGCAUAUUUCGUAAAAAUGCUUCAUUGACUCGAAAGAAUCUUUUUAUCAUAAGAAAUUCGGGUAUUGCAAUACAAGUUUAAAUAUGAAACUGUUAUAUAUCAAAAGACUUCUGUAUAAUAGAUGAUAACAUUAAAUAACAAAAACGAAAAGAUCAAUAUAUAUUUCUUAUGUAGUACGUUAUUUUAUUUACUUUACAUUUAUUAACUAUUGUCGUACUCAGUGUACGUUAGAUAUUCUUUUUUUGUAUCUAGACAACUCAUUUAUCAUUGUAAUUGUUACUGUCAUCCAUAAUAAUUUAAUACCCUUGGAUUACUUUCGACGAGAAAAAAGAAAAGACUAUGUCUUACGUAUCGAAAAAUACACUUUAUACUCUGUCACCUUUACACGUGUCGUGAUAGAAAUAAUAUAAUUACAAUGAUUAGCUUGACUAUAUAUUCGUAAUCGAAUUUCAAUUUUCAUCCAUA
Messenger RNA from Adineta steineri, 739 nucleotides. The record is from the annotation of a GenBank genome assembly. NCBI's taxonomy places the organism in Eukaryota, Metazoa, Rotifera, Eurotatoria, Adinetida, Adinetidae.